Messenger RNA from Cladocopium goreaui, 3859 nucleotides. The record is from the annotation of a GenBank genome assembly. NCBI's taxonomy places the organism in Eukaryota, Dinophyceae, Suessiales, Symbiodiniaceae.
AGAACACCGGUGCGCGCUGUGCGCGGUGACCGGCGCCAUGGUGGUUGCGCACCGUGGCAAAGUCUCGUGGAGAUGGUGGCUAUUGCAAUGCCUUUGCGCCAAGAUGGUCGCGGGCGAUUGGGCGGACCUGGCGGCGUUCCGAGAUCUGGGGUCGAUGCCGAAGGAGACGCAGAAGGUCUUCGAGCUGGCCGCCAAAAAGGCGGACGACCUAGCUGAGAAUGCCGUCCAGAAGGAAUGCCUAGAGGACAUGCCACAAGUAGCAAGUUGGUCUGAAAGCAAACGGAAGAAAUGCUGCGAUGAAAUGGGCCUCGGCUGUGCGCCAGCGGCCGCACCUGAACCUGGAAAAAGGGAAGAGAACCCCUUCCAUGCGCUGGUCUUCAGACUCAAGGAAAGAGAAGUGCCUGUUGGUGAGGACUUUAGCUUUAUGAUCCCCGUGUCCGUGACCACGGAUCUGUCAGUGUCGCUGAGCCAUACGGCCACCCUGCAGUCAGGAGAUUCCCUCCCUUCGUGGCUGAACUUUGAGCCCGGAUCCUUGCUCUUCGCAGGUGUUCCACCAAAGGUGGGUCUCUUCCCCAUCAAGGUGAGCACUAAGAACAUGCAGACGGGAGUGGAGAUGGGACAAAUGUUCUUCGACCUGAGAGUGGUUCAGAAAGCAGUGCUGAAAAUAGAAGAAGCGCUGAAGAAACUUCCUCACAAGACGCUGAGGACACAUGUACGUCCCAGGAUGGUGGACCAGGGCGAGGUGCCGACGGUGCCGACGAAUCCGGUGACCUCGACAGCCGAAGGAGGGCUAGGCGUUGGUGCCAGUCCUGGUGUGGGUCAUCCUGAGCCUUUGGAGGGCUCGGCCACCGAAGGCACGGCGCCUGCGCCGGUGGCAACAGUUGCGCCGGUGGCAACCGUGGCACCGGUGGCGACCGUGGCACCAGUGGCAACCGUGGCACCGGUGGCAACCAUGGCACCGACAGGGGAUGGAAGUUCCACCUCUGGCGGAACUGAGACCAAAGGCCAAAGUGGGUUGCGAGGAAGUGGAUCAAGUGGGUCAGGUACUUCGGAUGGUGGCAACGGAGAAUCAGCAGGAGUAGGUGCUGGUUCCGAUGCUGGCGGCAAUGGAGGAUCAGCAGGAGCAGGCGCUGAUACCGAUGCAGGAGCAGGCGCCGGUUCAGAUGGUGAUGGCAAUGUAGGAUCAGCAGGAGGCGCUGGUUCCGACGCUGGCGGCAAGGGAGGAUCGGCAGGAGCAGGUGCUGAUACCGAUGCAGGAGCAGGCGCUGGUUCAGAUGGUGAUGGCAAUGUAGGAUCAGCAGGAGGCGCUGAUUCCGACGCUGGCGGCAAGGGAGGAUCGGCAGGAGCAGCCACUGGUUCCGAUGCAGGAGCAGGUAGUGGUUCUGAUGCUGACGACAAUGGAGAAUCAGCAGGAGCAGGCGCUGGUUCGGAUGCCGGUUCAACUGUCCCGGCAGUUCCCCUUGCGACUGUGCCUCCAGAGAAGGACGCAGCGACACCUCCGGACAACCUCCAUGUGCAGUUUCCCAAGGUCACCGUGCCUCUGAAGGUGCAAUUCGAGCAUGUGCUUCCGAAGACCCUGGCCAUCAGCAACUUUCACAGGAAGGUCUCCCAGAGAGGCGGCAAAAUCCAUUUCGAGGCCAGCCUUCAGUCCGGGGAACCCUUACCAAGUUGGCUGAGCUUCAAACACGAAUUUGAUAAGGAGACCAACAAGAACGAACUGAGCUUCGUUGGGGUUCCGCCCAAGGUGGAAACUCUCCCGCUGAGAGUUGAUGGCACAACACCCGUGGGGCAGACCGUGUCAAUCGUUUUCCCAUUCGAAGUUGUUGCGAAUCCGCCCUAUGUGAACAAGGUCCUCAAAGAUGUUUCAGGCACCGCCGACGAGGAGGUCCUUGAGACAAUUCCUAAGGAUGCCAUCGUUGACCCCGACGGCGGAGAGAUCAGCUACAGCGCCAAGUUGCUGAAUGGCAGCGAUUUGCCUUCGUGGCUCCACUUUGACGACAAGAAGUUGCAGGUUCGAGGCACUCCGCCCACCCAACAGGACCUGACGUUGACAGUGAAGGGCACAGACCCCCAGCAGUUGUCAGCGCAGACCACUUGGGUGGUGCGAAUUGGGAAGACGCGGCCGCCCUUGAUUUCUGAAAGCCUGCCCGAUAUCAGAGGUGUGGUGGGCAAACCCAUCCAUCGGAAGAUUCCGGAGGGUGUCAUUGUGGACCCCAUGGGGACGCGGCUCACCUUCACCGCAUUUGAAGAGCACGGCGAGUUGCCCAAGUGGUUGAAGUUUGACCCAAAGACGAUGACCUUUACAGGCAUACCUCCAGAGCCCCAAGGCCUACAUGUCUACGUCAAAGGAACUACGGAGGAUGGGCUCUCAGGGCAUUCGCCGCUGAACGUCCUGGUGGCCAGCGAAUCGGUGAAUGACCGAGCCAGAGAUUUGAUUUCCAUGAUGCCAAUGGUAUCGCCACCUGCCAUGGAUCCGCCGCCGUACUGCGUUGAGAAUGACGUGAUGUACGAACCCAUUGACAUGAACAUGACCAUCACCAACAUCACAGCCAAAACCGUGGUGGAUUGUAUGAUCCAGUGCCGAAAUGCUCCAGACUGCGGUUACUUCUCCUUUUACUUUCCGCUGAAGGUUUGUCACUUCUCGUCGCCCAUGGCUACGAAAGCCACCGGCAGAAUUGGUUUUGUUGGCGGGGGUGCCAUAUGUCCUCCGAAUGACCCACAGGGGAAAGCGAUGGUAGGAAUGAAGCAAAUGUCGGUGGAUUCCAAGUUCGCCACGGAGCGCUGUGGAGUACGGGGGCUGAGUUUCUUCCCUCCCAAUGGCCAGGGGAGGCAGAGCAGCUAUGUGCAGACCUCUUUGGACUGUCAGGCGGAGUGCCAAAAUGUGACCUGGUGUCAUAGCUUCCUCUUCAAUACUUUGACCAAGACCUGCGACCUGCAGGACUGGCAGUCCAAACCCGUUCUGGGCAGCAUCUACGACAUGGCUGGCCCGGUCUUUUGCUCUGUGGACGUUUACAUGGAUUUUACGGCCAAAUACCCAGAUGCCGAGCUGGGAAAGCCUCGCCCUGACACCAGCACUUUGAAGGCUGCUCUGAAGGCGGGCUUAGCGUUGAGCUCGGGACGAUAUCCCGUGUACACCGAGAAAAAGACCAACUUCUACGAGUCCGAUGGCGAUGGCCGCAAACCCGAAGAUUUUGUUCCCCUGAUCCACGUGGAUGAGAUUUUCUUGACCCAGCGAGGAGAAGACGCCCACAGCGUGAACUUCAGCGCCAUCUUGGCGCUCCCCGGGCGCCGCGCGCUCUACAUGGUGGCGCUACUGCGGGGCGAUCCUGAGGCUGCAGCCAAGCUCCACGCUGCCAUGAGUAAUUUGACCAUAAAGAUGGAACAGCAACUUCACAUCAAUCUGCCGGAAUUCCACAUCACCCACAAACGUUUGGAAAUUGUGGGCGAUUCCUGGAGAGAAAAGAUGACCGCCAUGGCCAAUAAGGAGUUCAACCUUACAGCCUGGAUCCCCAAAAAGAUCGGCGUGGACAAGAUCGGCGCCUACGAGGUGACGCCGCCGCGCUCCGCGCGGAGCCAAGGGCGUAGCCAGCGGGCGGCGCUCGGGCUGGGCUUUGGUGCUUUCAUUACCAUGAGCCUAGCCACCUUCAUCGUGGCUCGGAGAAGAUUGGGCUACACGAAAGUCGACUCACGACCCGGCAUGGACUCCAUUCUCCUGGCCGAAUGAGGCGAUCGAAUGAGUUGCCAUGGCUGCUGCCAAGAUGCACGCGCCACCCGGGUUUCACCCGCGAUUGAAACCGAAACCACGAAAUUUGUUUCACGGCGGCGCAUCUGGAGAACAGUUGGGGUAGACCAUGACCCC